UAGCUGAGAACUAUCUAGGGACAAUUGAGCAAUCUUUUGUGCUAAUAGGUCAAAAUCCCAGAGAUGUGAACUAUCUGGAUUCAACUCAAUUGUUGCUCCUUUUCCUCUCGGAUCCCAGUUUGAGAGAAUUUUUGGAAAGUUUUUUGCCGGAUGAAUUGAGACAGGCUUUGUGCAAACCAAAAGAACAAAAGAAAGAGCCAGAAAAGAAAAAUGAGCCUGAAAAGAAAGAACCAGAAAAGAAAAAAGAGCCUGAAAAGAAAGAUCCAGAGAAAGAGAAACCAGAAAAAAAGAAAGACGAUGAAAUAGAUGAUGACGUAGUUAAACCAGUAGCCGAGAAGCCGCGACAAAUGGUUCCCAAACGAAAACUUCCUAGUAACGCUGCAAGACCCACUGGCCCUAUGAGGUUUUCUUUGCCAGAAGAAGACGUUGUCGAAUUUCUUAUUGACUUUGAGGGCAAAGAACCCAGUGUGACAUGGACUAUUGAUGGGAAGGAACCUUCAAGAGUAUCAGAUGCAACAGUCAUUACAAGAGGCAAUACUGCUGUUCUGAAACUUAAAAACAAAGAUAAAUACAUCAACUCCAGCAUUAAUUUAACAGUCAAUAAUAAAAUAUCCACAACAAGCAAUUCGCUUGUGUUUAAAGAAAACAGACCAAUUGUUUCUGAAAGUGUUCUGGAUAAGACGAUCAAACGAAACGGAAUGAAAGAUGAAGCGCCGAAAAUUGUCUCUGAUUUUACAAUCAAACGUGUAAAAACAGUGGUUGUAAUUCAAGGAACAAUAUCUGCAACGCCAAUGCCAAAUUUCACAUGGUAUAAAAAUGGAACUCCGAUUACGCCCAGAGAUAAAACGCUCAAACAAUCAUCUAAGCCAGACGGAACAGUAACUAUUGAAGUGCCUGAUAAGGAAACCGAAUGUGGUAUUGAAGUUAUUUUAGUUGCUGAAAAUUACAUGGGAGCCAUAGAGCAAUCAUUUAUUCUGCUAGAAGACAAUCCAAAUCCCAGGAAAGUAAAUGCUCUCGAUUCAACUCAAGUUUUGCUGUUGUUUUUGGCUGAUCCGAAACUUAAAGAUAUGCUGAAGCAGCUGAUACCUCUAGAUCUUCUGCCUGAAGGAAGGGCCAAGAAAAAAGCACCACAAGACGAAGAAGUCGACGAAGACGAAGAACCAGCGAAAGACAACAAAAUGGCUGAGAGUUCGAAACCUCUCACCCCCAGACAUAAAGAUUUCCCUAAGCGGAAAGAAAAUGAACCGAAGCUAAGACCUGUUGACAGAAAAGAUGUUCCACAAGGUGCAGCAUUGAUUAAAAGACCCAUCGAGCCGAUAGUCAAAGACGAUGAAUUGAUUUUCAAAGUUCAAAUUGAUGGAAAAGAUCCAAAAAUAUCGUGGUUAAUAGAUGGUAAAGAUCCAAAACUCAACAAGGAUGCCAAGGUAGAAGUUAAAGGGAACACAGCUUAUUUGACAUUGAAGAACAAAAACAAGCAUAUCAAGAGCGAAGUGAAGUUCACAGUUGAAAACGAUAAGUGUCAGUCAAACAAUACGUUUACCGUAAAAGACAAAAGGCCAGUGAUUUCAGAUGGUUACUUGGAUAAAACUAUCAAGAAAAAAGCAAGCGUAGACGAAGGUCCAAAAGUUGCGACUCCAUUUACUGUUAAGCGGGUAGGAAAGACGUCAAUUAUUGAAGGAAAACUUGGAGGACGUCCGGAAUCUACUAUUACCUGGACUAUCAAUGGUCACCGUCUCGACCCUAAAGACCCCGUUUUCAAGCAAACGAAAAAAUCGGAUGGUACUCUUAUAAUGGAAGUUCCCGAUGAUGAGACUGAAAAUGGCCUGGAGCUAGUUGUUCUUGCCGAUAACUAUUUAGGCUCAAUUGAUUAUACGUUUGUACUAAGUUCAGAUAAACCAAAGAGCUGGGACCUGGACCAAAAUUUAGGAGCCUUGCUGUUGAUGGCCGAUCCAGGCUUCGAAGAAACGUUGGAUAACUUUGAUUUCUUCAACGAGUAUAUCCCCCAAUUGUCUUCGGUUGAAUUCGAUGAACAGCAAAAUAGUCUAAAAGUUACUGAAACAAGCGAAGAGUUUGAUAAGCCAAAAGAGGAGGCAAACAAACAGAAAGAACCUGAAAAGAAAAAAGAGGAGAAGGUUAUCGAAGAAGAGGAACUGAAACCUAUUGCACAGAAGCCACGUCAAUCGGUUCCCAAGCGAAAACUUCCGAAUAACGCAGCUAGGCCAUCUGGUCCAAUGCGAUUUUGUCUACCAGAGGAAGACGUGGUCGAGUUUCUCAUAGACUUUGAGGGUAAAGAACCCAGUCUUACGUGGACAAUCGAUGGAAAGGAACCAUCUCGAGUUUCUGAUGCAACAGUUACCACAAGAGGCGAUACUGCUGUCUUGAAGCUGAAAAAUAAAGACAAAUAUAUCAACUCGAACAUUAACCUGAUAGUCAAUAACAAAAUAUCAACCACAAGCAACUCGCUGGUAUUUAAAGAGAACAGACCGAUUAUCUCGGAAAGCAUUCUGGACAAAACAAUAAAGCGAAAUGGAAUGAAAGAUGAAGCGCCUAGAAUUGUGAAUCCCUUCACCAAUAAGCGUUCAAAAAACACAACUGUCAUUCAAGGAACAAUUGUUUCUACGCCAAUGCCAACCUUUACAUGGUACAAAAAUGGAACACCAAUAACACCAAGGGAUAAAACUUUCAAACAGACGAAUAAGCCAGAUGGAACUGCCAUUAUUGAAAUUCCGGACAAAGAAACAGAAAACGGAGUCGAUUUGGUUCUGUUGGCGGAAAACUACAUGGGAACAGUUGAGCACUCUUUUGUAUUGUUAGAGGACAAUCCAGACCCAAGAAAAGUCAACUCUCUCGAUGCUAGUCAAGUUCUCUUACUGUCAAUGUCUGAUCCGAAAUUGAAAGAUGUUCUGAAACCGCUCUUACCAGCUGAUCUUUUACCCCAAGCGAAACCGCAAAAGAAGCAGCCGGCUAAAGAAGAGGAAGACGAAGAAGUUGACGAAGACGAAACUCCGACUAAGGAUAAUAAAACAGCCGAAAGUGCCAAGAAGAAACCAAAGGAGGAACCGAAGAAACCAGACAUGCCCAAUGGUACCGCAAAGAAACCGCGAAGUAAACAACUGGCUGAAAAUAAACCAGAGGGUCCUAAAUUGAGGCCUGUUGAUCGAAAAGAAGUUCCAAAGGGCGCAGCAGUUAUCAGAAAACCUAUAGAGCCAAUUGUUACGGACGAUGAAGUUAUUUUCAAAGUCGAAUUCACUGGAAAAGAUCCCAAAACUUCGUGGUUGAUUGACGGCAAAGAUCCGAAAACGAACAAAGACGCAACGGUUGAAGUUAAAGAAAAUGUCGCUUACUUGACCUUGAAAGACAAGAAGAAGUAUAUCAGGAGUGAUAUUAAGUUCACAGUCGAAAAUGAUUCCACCCAAUCCAACAAUACGUUCACUGCGAAAAACAACAGACCGGUCAUCUCGGACGGGUUUGUUGAUAAAACAAUUAAGAAAAAGGCGAGUGCUGACGAAGGACCAAAAAUUGUGACACCUUUUACAGUAAAGAGAGUCGGAAAUACGUCUGUUAUAGAAGGAAAACUAGGAGGAAGCCCUGAGCCGACAGUUAACUGGACCAUACAUGGCCAACCCCUCGAUGCUAAAGAUCCAAUUUUCAAACAAACAAAGAAACCAGACGGUACAUUUGUAAUGGAAGUACCAGAUAGUGAAAUUGAGAAUGGUUUGGAGCUAGUGGUAGUUGCAGAAAACUACUUGGGAUCUUUUGACUACACUUUUGUGCUCAGUUCCGACAAACCCAAAAGUUGGGAUUUGGAUCAGAACUUAGGAGCUUUGCUUCUGAUGGCUGAUCCAGGGUUCAAAGAAACGUUGGAUAAUUUUGAUUUCUUCAACGAGUAUAUCCCGCAACUGUCUCUGAGUGACUUUGACGAACAGCAAAAUAAUCUAAGAGUUACUGAAACAAGCGAAGAGUUUGAUCAGCCAAAAAAGGAUGCCAGCAAACAAAAAGAACCCGAAAAGAAAAAAGAGGAGAAGGUUAUCGAAGAAGAGGAACUGAAACCUAUUGCACAGAAGCCACGUCAAUCGGUUCCCAAGCGAAAACUUCCGAAUAACGCAGCUAGGCCAUCUGGUCCAAUGCGAUUUUGUCUACCAGAGGAAGACGUGGUCGAGUUUCUCAUAGACUUUGAGGGUAAAGAACCCAGUCUUACGUGGACAAUCGAUGGAAAGGAACCAUCUCGAGUUUCUGAUGCAACAGUUACCACAAGAGGCGAUACUGCUGUCUUGAAGCUGAAAAAUAAAGACAAAAAUAUCAACUCGAACAUUAACCUGAUAGUCAAUAACAAAAUAUCAACCACAAGCAACUCGCUAGUAUUUAAAGAGAACAGACCGAUUAUCUCGGAAAGCAUUCUGGACAAAACAAUAAAGCGAAAUGGAAUGAAAGAUGAAGCGCCUAGAAUUGUGAAUCCCUUCACCAAUAAGCGUUCAAAAAACACAACUGUCAUUCAAGGAACAAUUGUUUCUACGCCAAUGCCAACCUUUACAUGGUACAAAAAUGGAACACCAAUAACACCAAGGGAUAAAACUUUCAAACAGACGAAUAAGCCAGAUGGAACUGCCAUUAUUGAAAUUCCGGACAAAGAAACAGAAAACGGAGUCGAUUUGGUUCUGUUGGCGGAAAACUACAUGGGAACAGUUGAGCACUCUUUUGUAUUGUUAGAGGACAAUCCAGACCCAAGAAAAGUCAACUCUCUCGAUGCUAGUCAAGUUCUCUUACUGUCAAUGUCUGAUCCGAAAUUGAAAGAUGUUCUGAAACCGCUCUUACCAGCUGAUCUUUUACCCCAAGCGAAACCGCAAAAGAAGCAGCCGGCUAAAGAAGAGGAAGACGAAGAAGUUGACGAAGACGAAACUCCGACUAAGGAUAAUAAAACAGCCGAAAGUGCCAAGAAGAAACCAAAGGAGGAACCGAAGAAACCAGACAUGCCCAAUGGUACCGCAAAGAAACCGCGAAGUAAACAACUGGCUGAAAAUAAACCAGAGGGUCCUAAAUUGAGGCCUGUUGAUCGAAAAGAAGUUCCAAAGGGCGCAGCAGUUAUCAGAAAGCCAAUAGAGCCAAUUGUUACGGACGAUGAAGUUAUUUUCAAAGUCGAAUUCACUGGAAAAGAUCCCAAAACUUCGUGGUUGAUUGACGGCAAAGAUCCGAAAACGAACAAAGACGCAAAGGUUGAAGUUAAAGACAAUGUCGCUUACUUGACCUUGAAAGACAAGAAGAAGUAUAUCAAGAGUGAUAUUAAGUUCACAGUCGAAAAUGAUUCAACCCAAUCCAACAAUACGUUCACUGCGAAAAACAACAGACCGGUCAUCUCGGACGGGUUUGUUGAUAAAACAAUUAAGAAAAAGGCGAGUGUUGACGAAGGACCAAAAAUUGUGACACCUUUUACAGUAAAGAGAGUCGGAAAUACGUCUGUUAUAGAAGGAAAACUAGGAGGACGCCCUGAGCCGACAGUUAACUGGACCAUACAUGGCCAACCCCUCGAUGCUAAAGAUCCAAUUUUCAAACAAACAAAGAAACCAGACGGUACAUUUGUAAUGGAAGUACCAGAUAGUGAAAUUGAGAAUGGUUUGGAGCUAGUGGUAGUUGCAGAAAACUACUUGGGAUCUUUUGACUACACUUUUGUGCUCAGUUCCGACAAACCCAAAAGUUGGGAUUUGGAUCAGAACUUAGGAGCUUUGCUUCUGAUGGCUGAUCCAGGGUUCAAAGAAACGUUGGAUAAUUUUGAUUUCUUCAACGAGUAUAUCCCGCAACUGUCUCUGAGUGACUUUGACGAACAGCAAAAUAAUCUAAGAGUUACUGAAACAAGCGAAGAGUUUGAUCAGCCAAAAAAGGAUGCCAACAAACAAAAAGAACCCGAAAAGAAAAAAGAGGAGAAGGUUAUCGAAGAAGAGGAACUGAAACCUAUUGCACAGAAGCCACGUCAAUCGGUUCCCAAGCGAAAACUUCCGAAUAACGCAGCUAGGCCAUCUGGUCCAAUGCGAUUUUGUCUACCAGAGGAAGACGUGGUCGAGUUUCUCAUAGACUUUGAGGGUAAAGAACCCAGUCUUACGUGGACAAUCGAUGGAAAGGAACCAUCUCGAGUUUCUGAUGCAACAGUUACCACAAGAGGCGAUACUGCUGUCUUGAAGCUGAAAAAGAAAGACAAAUAUAUCAACUCGAACAUUAACCUGAUAGUCAAUAACAAAAUAUCAACCACAAGCAACUCGCUAGUAUUUAAAGAGAACAGACCGAUUAUCUCGGAAAGCAUUCUGGACAAAACAAUAAAGCGAAAUGGAAUGAAAGAUGAAGCGCCUAGAAUUGUGAAUCCCUUCACCAAUAAGCGUUCAAAAAACACAACUAUUAUUCAAGGAACAAUUGUUUCUACGCCAAUGCCAACCUUUACAUGGUACAAAAAUGGAACACCAAUAACACCAAGGGAUAAAACUUUCAAACAGACGAAUAAGCCAGAUGGAACUGCCAUUAUUGAAAUUCCGGACAAAGAAACAGAAAACGGAGUCGAUUUGGUUCUGUUGGCGGAAAACUACAUGGGAACAGUUGAGCACUCUUUUGUAUUGUUAGAGGACAAUCCAGACCCAAGAAAAGUCAACUCUCUCGAUGCUAGUCAAGUUCUCUUACUGUCAAUGUCUGAUCCGAAAUUGAAAGAUGUUCUGAAACCGCUCUUACCAGCUGAUCUUUUACCCCAAGCGAAACCGCAAAAGAAGCAGCCGGCUAAAGAAGAGGAAGACGAAGAAGUUGACGAAGACGAAACUCCGACUAAGGAUAAUAAAACAGCCGAAAGUGCCAAGAAGAAACCAAAGGAGGAACCGAAGAAACCAGACAUGCCCAAUGGUACCGCAAAGAAACCGCGAAGUAAACAACUGGCUGAAAAUAAACCAGAGGGUCCUAAAUUGAGGCCUGUUGAUCGAAAAGAAGUUCCAAAGGGCGCAGCAGUUAUCAGAAAGCCAAUAGAGCCAAUUGUUACGGACGAUGAAGUUAUUUUCAAAGUCGAAUUCACUGGAAAAGAUCCCAAAACUUCGUGGUUGAUUGACGGCAAAGAUCCGAAAACGAACAAAGACGCAAAGGUUGAAGUUAAAGACAAUGUCGCUUACUUGACCUUGAAAGACAAGAAGAAGUAUAUCAAGAGUGAUAUUAAGUUCACAGUCGAAAAUGAUUCAACCCAAUCCAACAAUACGUUCACUGCGAAAAACAACAGACCGGUCAUCUCGGACGGGUUUGUUGAUAAAACAAUUAAGAAAAAGGCGAGUGUUGACGAAGGACCAAAAAUUGUGACACCUUUCACAGUAAAGAGAGUCGGAAAUACGUCUGUUAUAGAAGGAAAACUAGGAGGACGCCCUGAACCGACAGUUAACUGGACCAUACAUGGCCAACCCCUGGAUGCUAAAGAUCCAAUUUUCAAACAAACAAAGAAACCAGACGGUACAUUUGUAAUGGAAGUACCAGAUAGUGAAAUUGAGAAUGGUUUGGAGCUAGUGGUAGUUGCAGAAAACUACUUGGGAUCUUUUGACUACACUUUUGUGCUCAGUUCCGACAAACCCAAAAGUUGGGAUUUGGAUCAGAACUUAGGAGCUUUGCUUCUGAUGGCCGAUCCAGGGUUCAAAGACACCCUGGAGGAUUUCAACUUUUUCGAAGAAUAUGUUCCUGAAGUGUCGUUCGGCGAUUUCGAUGAGAAUCAAGAUUUUGGUCUGAAAAUUACUGAAACGAAUAAGGAGUUCGAACAACCAACACAGGAGGACGAUGGAAUUGAGAGGAAAAGAGCAGUGGAGAGACAAAGCUUUCCUGAUGGGGGAGCGGCGAUUACGAAGCCAUUAGAACCAAUUAUUAACGAUGACGAAAUUGUUUUCAAGGUUGCUUUCGAAGGAAAGCAGCCAAAGACAUCUUGGUUGAUUGACGGCAAGGAUCCCAAAACAAACAAAGACGCAAAAGUCGAAGUCAAAGACAAUAUCGCCUACUUGACCUUGAAAGACAAAAAGAAAUAUAUCAAGAGUGAUAUUCAGUUCACUGUUGAGAAUGACAUCGCUCAAUCUCACAACUCUCUGACUGUUAAAGAGAACAGACCUGUUGUAUCGGAAGUGUUUGUUGACAAAACGGUCAAAAAGAAGUCAAAUUUAGACGAGGUUCCCAAAAUCUCGGGCCAGUUCAAUAUCAAGCGAGUGAAAAGUACCUCUAUUAUUGAAGGUAGAAUUGCUGGGCGGCCACAAUCUACCAUAACUUGGUACGUACGUGGCGAACCUCUGGAUCCCAAAGAUCCUAUUUUCAAACAAACUCAAAGACCGGAUGGAACUGUUACCCUGGAGGUUCCAGACAGCGAAACUGAGAAUGGUCUAGAAAUUGUUUUUGUCGCCAAGAAUUACUUGGGUUCCAUAGACUACACUUUCGUCCUAAUGUCCGAUAAACCGAAAAGUUUAGAAUUGGAAUCUACACUUGAAGCGCUUCUGCUUCUUGCUGAUCCAGAACUUUUGAAAACUUUAAUGGUUACUUCUAAACGAGAAGAAGUUGAGGAGUAUGAAGAACCAGAUGAAGCGCCAAAAGAGGAAAAACUAAAGGAAACUGCAAAACCGAAAGAAUCCGAGAAGCCCAAAGAGCCGGAGAAAAAGAAAGAAGCUGAGAAACCCAAGCAACCUGAAAAGAAAGAAGAACCAGAUAAACCGAAAGAAGGCGACAAGACAAAAGAAGAGGAAGAUCCAAACAAGCCAAAAAUGGCGCUCAAGAAGAAACCACCUCCCAAGAAACCAGAUGAUGACAAAGAUUCUUCAAAGAAAGAGUUAUUUGACUCCCCUGGCAUGGUAAAACUGAAACCGGCUAAGAAAAAGACAGCCGAACAGUACGAGGAUCCGAACCAAGUGCAACUAAAACCUACCAGUAAGAACAAGAAAGGAGGCGACUCAAAGGAUGGUUUCAAUCUGAAACCAUUCGAUAAAGACAACGAUGAGUCUGAAAAAGAUCCCAAAUUGAAGAAAGGUUCUAUCGACAGACGGCAACCUUCGGAUACAUCCAAGGAUAGACCAAAACGUGGUUCGCGAACGGGUCGAGAUCCCACGAAGAGGUCGAUUGACGACGAAGAUAUAGAAGACGAAGAAUCAGAAGAAGAAGAAGAAGAAGAAGAAGAAGAUGAAGAAGAAGAAGAAGAAGAUGAGGAUGUUGAGGCGAGUGAACAGAAAGUCGCACAUUCGGCACCGAAAAAAGAGGAACCAGUCAAGAAAGGCAAACCAAGAUUUAUCAGAGCGCCUGUCUCAUCUGUUGCUGAACUGAACAAACCUAUAACCCUCACUGCCCAAAUUGAGGACGCAAAUGAGGUCAAGUGGCUCAAGAACGAGAAGGAGAUCCGCUCGUCACGUGACUUCAAGAUAGAGAAGGAUAAAGAUGACAAAACUCUGCAUUACUUAAAGAUCCCUUCAUUCACGGACUCACACGUGGGACUCUAUACGUUCCAGGCGAUGAAUGAAAGUGGAGUGGUAAAAGGGUCUGCUCACAUUAGUCAGAAAGAACCCUCAGACAAACCAACACGAAAAAUUUCUCCUACCGACAAGGUCUACUGUGCACACACUAGCAUAGAACCCAAGGGUCCAGAGUACCUGCCUGUAAUCGAGGGUCAGCAGUUGGUGUUCAUUUCUAAGAAGAGUCCAGACACAUGGAAUUGUGAGACCCUCUCUGGACUGAAAGGACUAGUGCCCUCAGAUUGCCUCACUGAGAAGGAUCUGUACACUAUUCAAGUGCAGAAGGAUAUUGCCAGACAUAUUUUGGAAGAGGAGCUACCCAAUAGCAUGAAAUCAGAAGACAGUGUCGAGAGCCCCAAAUUCCUUUCGCCUCUCCCUCAAGUGACUGUUAAAGAAGGAGAAACAGCCGAAUUUAAAGUCCAGGUCAUCGGCAAGCCUCAGAUUACCUGGUUCCGGGAGAAGACCAAGAUAGAGCCAGACGGGAAAGACUUCCAGUGCACGUUCGAAAAGGAUGUGGCUAAAUUGAGGAUCAAGGAUGCAAAUAUCCAGGACUCAGGAGUGAUCACAUGUGUAGCGAAAAACGCGGCCGGAACUUGUUCGACGUCGGCCGAAUUGCAAGUCUUGCCUAAGACUGGCGCAGCACCGAAGCCUGAACCCAAAGAAGAAGGUAUUCGACCUUCGUUCCAGAAACCCCUGGAAGACAAAAAGAUCACAGAAGGAGCACCACUCAAACUCGAAUCAAAGGUCAUUGCCAAGCCACAGCCUCACUUCACAUGGACCAAGAACGACAAACUAAUCACUGAGAGCAGCAAGAUUAAAAUGACGUCGCAGAGUGAUGUGAACAUGCACGUGGCCAUUUUGGAGAUUCCCAAGAGUACCAAGGAAGACGGGGGAGAGUAUAAGCUAGUGGCGAAGAACACCGAGGGAGAUGUGACGUCGAAGGCCAAGAUCACUGUCGAGUCGAAGGAGCCAGAAAAGAAGAAGGAACCGGAGAAGAAGCCAGCAGCGAAGAAAGAAGAAGAGGAGGAAGUAGAGGAGGAGAGUGCGAAACCCAAAGAGUCAGAGGAGGUGAAGUCAGAGGCACCCCCUCUGCCGAGUGUGGACAAGGGACCUCCCAAGUUCCUGAAGAAACUCAAGGACUUAGAGACUGUAAGAGACAGCACUGUCAAGUUGGAAGCUGUAGUCCAGGGCAAUCCCCAGCCAACUAUCAAAUGGAGCAAAGAAGGUAGACCAGUGUUCCCAGGUAGGAAUCUGGUGAUUGAACACGAUGCCAGGACAGGAACAUGUUCGCUCAUGAUUCCGCAGGCGAUGCCCAGAGACGCGGGCACGUAUGCAGUGGAGGCGAAGAAUGCCAAUGGACAGGAAACGUGUUCUGCAGAACUGAAGGUGGUCGAAGCGCCUGCCAAGAUCAUAGACAUGCCUGACAAUGUGGUUGCGAAGAAGGGAGAAGUGGUGGUGAUCAAGUGCAAGAUUGAAGGAAACCCCACUCCCACCAUCACGUGGGUUCAGGGCGCGAAGGACCUGCAAAAGGCUGGUGGUGAGAAGUUCUCGGUGGAGAAUACGGACACGACGACUACUCUGAAGAUCAAAGAUGUGGAACCGAAGGAUGCUGGACAGUACAAACUGAAUGUGAAGAACUCCUCUGGCAGAGACAACAAACAGCUCACUCUAGCAGUUGCAGAUGUGCCUGAGAUGCCAGGCAAGCCUCAAGCAGGAGCCAUCACACACGCCAACCUCAAACUGACCUGGGCAGCCCCUAGGAAAGACGGAGGCAGUCCUAUCACCAAGUACCUGGUCCAAAAGAAGGGUGCUAAGGACGCCACAUGGGUGACUGUGAACUCGGCUGUUCCCACUGUGUCUUAUGUUGUGGAGGAUUUGGAACCGGAGUCUAAUUACUCGUUUAGAGUGUUUGCUGAGAAUGACGUGGGACAGGGGCCUGCUAGUCAGGAAGUGGCAGCUAAGACAAAUGUUGCCCCCAAGGUUGCGCCAAAGUCUACUGUUGGAGACGCACCGGUUAUUGUGGAACCCUUUAAAAAUGCGCAAGGCGUUGAACAUGGUACUGCUAAGUUCGAAGCAAUAGUCAAGGGAUCGCCCACUCCUAAAGUCCACAUCCUUCUGGACGGAGUCCCAUUCGAGCCAGAAUGGCGAAUCAAAUUCGAAGAGAAAGUGGAACACGACGGAUCUGUCAGAUUAACCUUCAACAAACUCAUCAUGGACGACGAAGGAGAGUAUACUCUUGUUGCGUCGAAUCCGGCCGGAAAGGACAAGUGCAAGGCGUUCCUGACUGUCACUGAAGGGGCGGAUAAGCACCAGUCUGGUCAGAAGGCUGUCAAAGUUGCUGUAGGAGCUGGAAUCCCGCCAACGAUCACAGAGAAACUUCAAGAUGACAAAGCGGACUAUGGCUUCCCCACCACGCUCACCGCUAGAAUUAUCGGGAUGCCAGAUCCAGUGAUCUCUUGGUUCAAGGACGACUUUGAAGUGCCCAUCAGCAAGUAUUACAAAACAAACAAGGAAGUCGAUCUCUACUCGCUCGACAUAUUGGAAGCAUUCCCUCCCGAUGAGGGUGUGUACAAGGUGACAGCUGUCAAUCAAGAGGGCAAGGCCGAGUGCACCUGUAAAUUGACUGUGUCUCCGAGUAAAGAUACUCCGGAUAAAGACAGACCCUCUUUCAUCAAGAAACCGUACAACGCCUAUUACCAUGAGGGAGCAUCGUUCAAAAUUGACGCUACGGUUCAGGGAGCUAAACCUAUUACUGUCACAUGGUCCAAAGAUGGUGUCCUUAUUGACCCCAAAGACAAGAAGUACAGUUUUGUGUACGAUGAGAGCGAUGGUUUUGUGGAGCUAACUUGUCUCAAAGCGACUGCCGAGGAUGCUGGGAGGUACAAGGUCAUGGGCAGGAACUCAGUCGGAAAGAUGACUGUGGAAGCACAAGCUAUUGUUGGAGACAAACCAACUCCAGCUGAGAGAAUGAGCUUGAUGGAAGCGCCUCGCAGCGCUGCUCCGGCGGUGUCAAUAAUGGUCGAGGGAGAGGAGGAGCCAAAAGUGCCUGGAGAGUCCUCGCACCAGAGACACAAGAAUCCCAGACUGGAGAACCCGGAGACAGAGGCGGCGCCAGUGUUCGUCAAGGCACCAGAAGCUACUGUUGCAGAAGAAGAGAAGCCGUUGAUUGUCGAAGUCGUCAUCACCGGAAACCCAGAACCCAAAGUCACGUGGAUGAGAGGCAUAACUGCCCUGAAAGAGACCUCCGACAACGAGUUCAGUUUUGACCAGGCCACCAAAACUUACAGAUUAAUUGUUUACACAGCUGAGAAGAAAGACGCUGGAAAGUACAAAUGUAAGGCUGAGAACUCAGUCGGAAAAGAGACGAAGGCCUUCGAAGUGAAGGUCGAGGAAGCUUCGAAAGAGCUGCAGGUCAAUACUAAACUCAAAAGACGGAAAUCUUCCGCUGCUCCUCAGGAGAAACUGUCGCUUGAACAGCUAGUGGAGGUGAUGAAGAACAUGUCUAGGUCUGAGAUGGAGGCGUUUGCCUUCAAACACGGGGUCACUGACCUCAGAGCCAUCCUGCAACUCAUCAACCAGAAGAAGAAAGAAGACGCGAAAGGCUCGGCCGAUGAGGCAGCGAAAAAAGAAGGAGGGGUCACAGUGGACAAAGCUCUUAUGGACCACAAGGGCAAGCUGAAGAAGCCAGCCAAACUCAAGAUCCAGUUGUCGGCUGGGUCUCCCAAACAAGUCAAGUGGUUCCGUAACGGAAAGGAGGUCGACAACAGCGAUUUCAGGUUUAAGUUCUCCAACCAGAUGCCGACGUUCUCGUUUGAAAUCCCGGAGCUGCAGAUGGUGGAUGACGCAGAGUACACUUGUGAAAUGGACGGAGUCGAGGUCGGCAGAGGCAAAAUCAUCGUGGACGUGCCUAAGGUGGUGAAGCCCCUGGAGGACAUGACUGUCAACGAGAAGGGUCCAGCUGUGUUCGAGUGCCACUUGAACGACGAGCAAGUGAUAGACGUCGAGUGGUACAGAAAUGGCGAACGCAUCAUCGACAAAGCGGCUGAGGCGAUCACGAAGGUGCGACAGAAGCCUGGCUGCAUCUUGAAGCUGACCAUAGCCAAGACAGUGCCAGAGUCAGCGGGAGAGAUUAAGGUCAUGUUCGGGGGCGGAGAGUCCGCGGCAAAACUGACCAUCAUUUCGCCGCCCAAGUUUGUGGUGGACUUAGACCCGAACAGCAAGGCGGUGAGGGGCAAGUCCGGAGUGAUGAAAGCCCAGCUGAGCACCACAGACUACGACAUCAAGAAGAUCAAAGUGUACAAGGACAACAAAGUCCUCAAUAUCGCCAAGGACCCUGAGAAGUACGUGUUUGCGGCGGACGAGAAUGACCCCACGUGGGUGUAUUUGACAGUGAACAAGACAGUGAAUGAAGACAAGGGCAGAUACAAGCUGCUAUUAGGAGAACAGAAGACAGAGGGGGGACUCCUGAUUGUCGAGCCCCCAGUUGACAUCAGCAGCAGCUUUGGCGACCAAGAGGGUGUUGAAUUUGACUCAGUUAAGCUGGAAGUAGCAAUCAGUCGAGAUGACAAGAAGACACCGGUUGAAUGGUUCUUCAACGAUGAGCCCCUCAAGGCGACAGGGAGGUUCUCUUCACAAGAUACAGGGAAGGUGAGAUCAUUCUCAAUUAAGGACCUGCACACUGAGGACGAGGGAGUGUACAAGUUCGUGAUGGGACUAGCAGAGUGCAGUGGGAAACUCACCGUUAAAGAGAAACCGAUCAGCUUCCCGACUCCUCUGCACGACCUCAAAUCGGAAGUGGGUUUCUUCGCUACAUUCGAGGCCGAACACGACCACCCCAGAGCAGAGGCCUACUGGGCGAAAGACGGGGAGGAGAUUGAGAAAAGUGACAAGUUUGAGAUGAGUCAGGAUGGACCUACUAAGUAUAAACUAGUGGUGAAUGACUGUACUCCGGAGGACAUAGGCAAAUACUCGCUGGUGGUCGGCAAGAGCAAAACAGAAACUGCCGCAAAUUUGUCGGUCGAAAACGAGCCCAAGAUGCUGGGUGAUCUUAAAAACGUCGAAGUGAAUGCCGGAGAACCAAUCCGACUAUUUGGCGAGUUCAUUGGGUCACCCUACCCCACCGCCAAGUGGAUCAAAAAAGUGAGCACUCCAGCCAAGAAAAGCACAGAACUGCAGCCGGACAAGAGGAUCAGUAUCAGUUCGAAUAAUAAGAAUACUGAACUGGUCAUUGAUCCUUCUAUGAGGACUGACAAGGGAUCCUACGUUUUGCAGUUGUCAAACUUCCUCAAGACUAUUGAGUUAGAGUGUCAAGUUGAUGUACUCGAUACCCCUGGCAGUCCUGAGAACCUGAAGAUAUCGCAGGUGAGGAGGGACAGCAUGGUGAUCAAGUGGGACCCCCCUGAGGCAGACGGAGGCAGACCGAUCACACACUACGUGGUGGAGAUGAAAGACUGCACUGUCAACGGCGACUGGACCAUUUAUGACCAGGAGGUGGGUCGUGACUGGAAGGGACUGCCGGGCGAGAACCAGUGUGCAAUUGAGCACGGGGUGAAGCAGGACCACGAGUACCAGUUCAGAGUCAGGGCAGUCAACAAGAUAGGCACGAGUGAUUGGAGCGAGACACAGAUCGAGAGGGCAGAGGACAGAUUCACUGUGCCGGAUGCACCUAAUACGCCGAAAGUUACAGAGGUGGGACAAGAUUUCGUGGCGCUGCACUGGGAUACCCCCGAUAGUGACGGAGGAGCCCCCAUCAAGGGCUACAUCAUCGAGAGGUGUGAGAAGGGAAAGGACAGAUGGAUCCGGGCUAAUAAGCGACCGGUGAGUGGGAACGACUACACCUGUGACAAUCUGGUGGAGAUGAAAGAGUACAUGUUCCGAGUGAGUGCAGAGAACGAGGCGGGAGUGAGUGAACCCAGCAAGCCCACCGACAACAUCCUAGUCAGAGAACCAAUCUAUGCCGCAGAUCCUCCAGGAGCGCCAGUUUGCGAUGACGUCACAGAUUCAUCGGUACAUCUGGUUUGGAAGCCGCCGGCUUUUGACGGAGGCACCAAGAUCAUCAAAUACAUAGUCGAGAAGAGAGAAGUGAAACCGGAUGAUUUCGGAGACGACGACGAUUGGGAUGAAGUGAUGGAAACUCCGGAGUGCGAGGCUAAUCUCUAUGAUCUGGAUACAGGAAAGGAGUUCGAGUUCAGAAUCCGAGCCGUGAACGAAGUGGGAAAAGGAGACCCUAGUGACCCGUCUGAGAAGACGAAGAUAGAACUACCGAAGAUUCCGCCAAGCAUCAAUUUGGAUAACUUCAAAGACGUUAAGGUCAAGGCAGGUCAACCAAUUGACCUCAAAAUCCCCAUCGACGGCAGUCCUCCGCCCACAUGCGAGUGGUACCUGGAUGAUGAACUAUUGGAACCGACGGAAGACGAGGAGUUGCUGACCCCGAGUACGAACAAGGAAGCUCAACUGGCUAUUAAGAGUGCAGACAAGAAACACAGAGGCACUUUGAAGUUGGUUGUUAAGAAUGAACAUGGAACCUCAGAGGGAACGUGCCAGAUGAUUGUUUACGACAAACCUGGUCCGAUUGAUCCUCCAAUCUCUUGUCCCGAAACCACAAAAGAUUCAAUCACUCUCAACUGGACCCCGCCAAAAGACGACGGCCAAAGUGAAAUCAUCGGUUACAAUAUCGAGCGCCGAGACCUCACACGACAAGCAUGGGUUAGAGUCGGAAAACUUCACCCGAACCUUGAGUUUGUCUGCAACAAACUAUCCGAAGGUUCAAAGUACGUGUUCCGUGUUUCGGCCGAAAAUCAAUUCGGCGAGGGACCCGCAACUGAGAGCGAACCGAUUGAGGCUAAAAACAUGUUCGACGUGCCUGAAGCGCCUGGCAAGCCGAAGAUCGCUUCAGUCGAUACAAAAGAAUUGACCCUAACUUGGGAUAAACCGAAACGAGAUGGAGGUCGACCAAUUGAUGGGUACAUUCUAGAAAGAUUUGACCCUGAAACUGAGAGGUGGUCGAAGGUGACUCCGAAAGUGAUCAAAGAAGAGACAUUUACGGUGACCGAUAUGAGACCGUACAAGAGUUGCAAGUUCAGAGUCAGUGCAGUGAAUGAAGCAGGAACCGGAAAGCCUUCCAAUGGAUCAGAUGAUUGUGAACUUAACUCUAAACCGAAAUUUGACGUUUCUAAGUUCCGAAACACAACCGUGCGAGCACCACAGCCAGUCAAACUAGAGAUCCCGUACUCGGGACACCCCAAACCCACAUUCAAGUUCCUCAAGAAUGGGGAACCUCUUGAGAGCUCCGAUCGUAUCAAGAUCAUAGACGAAGACGGAGUUCUGAAGUUCGAGAUCCCAGAAUCUAUGAGAGCUGACAGUGGUGAGAUGGAACUGGUGAUGGAGAACGAACUAGGAGAAGAGAGAGCGAAGAUGAUGCUCAAUGUCCAGGACCGACCGGAUGCUCCUGAGAAUCUUAAGGUUGAAGACAUAGUCGAGGAUGGAUGUACUAUGAAGUGGGAUCCCCCGAAAGACACCGGAGGUUCUCCUCUGAUGAACUACGUUGUGGAAAAGAUGGAGGAGGGAACAGGAGUCUGGCAAAAGGUCAUGUCCUGUCCUCCCGAAAAAACCGAGCUGAAAAUCUCGAAUCUUAAAGAGAAAGCCAAGUAUCACUUCCGAGUGUGUGCGGAGACUAUGAUCGGUGCCAGUGACCACCUUCAAACUGAAAACCCUGUCCAAAUCCGACUUCCGUACGACCCUCCAGGACCUCCAGGAGUUCCGAACAUCCUCAAGACUGCUGAGAGCAGCAUCACGAUUGCCUACGACAAACCCGAAACCGACGGUGGAUCGCCGAUCAUAGGAUACAUCAUCGAGAAGAGCGAAAUCACGAAGCGUCCCUCGACGAAGCGUUCUAGUUCAACGCCUGGAAGUAACAGGUCCUGGAUUAAGGUGAACAAAACGCCAGUCGAAGAGUUGGAAUAUAAGUGCACGGGGUUGAUGCACAAGAGCGAAUAUGUGUUCCGAGUGAGUGCCGUGAACUUGGCUGGUCCGGGAGAACCGAGUGACGAGAGUGAGAGAGCGUUUGCACGAGAACCUAUAUAUCUGGCUGGAUCUCCUGGCCAACCAGUGGUAGAAGAAGUGACCAACUCUUCCGUGAAGUUGAAGUGGGAUGCUCCUGAGAAUGACGGGGGGUCCAAGAUAUCCCACUACGUAGUAGAACGCAAACCAAAGAGGAAGGACAGCGAUGAUGAAGAACCCGAGUACGAAGAGGUCAUGGAGUGUCAGACAAAUGAGGCUCUACUGCGUGAUCAGCCGUUUGAUGAGACGUUCGACUACCGAGUGCGAGCCGUGAAUGAGGCAGGAGAGGGACCACCGAGCAAGUCCACACAAGUCAAGAUCCAUGAGCCAGAAGUGGCUCCCGAGAUGGACGAGGAAAUGGAUGACAUCAUAGGGGAGGCGCACAAACCUCUCGAGUUCCGAAUUCCAUUCAAGGGAGGAAAACCCAAGCCCACCGCCGAACUGCUCAAGGACGGAGUACCAGUGGACGAUGUCGACAUUGAAGUGCUGGACGAUGAGGUUGUCGUCAGGUUCAAGGAUCCGACCAAAGCGAACUCUGGAAACCACGCACUCAAACUCACGAAUCCAUUUGGAGAAGCCACAACUAAAGGAAACAUCAAAGUGCUAGACCGACCAGACCCCCCUGAAGACUUCGAAUUGACCGAAGUGUUCAAGGAGACUGCAAGUAUGACAUGGAAGAAGCCGAGUAACGAUGGAGGAGCUCCAGUAACUGGGUAUAACAUAGAGAGAGUGGACCAUAAGAGAGGAAACUGGGUUCCCAUUGAGAAUGACCAUGCUAUGGAAAAGUACACUGCUAAGAAACUGGUGGAGGGCAAUGAGUACUCCUUCAGAGUGUCAGCUGUGAACAAAUACGGAGCCAGUGAGCCAGUGGAGACUGACCGAUUCACCGCCAAGGAUCCUUAUGAUAUGUCAGAGCCUCCUCGCAAUCUCAAAGUAGUCUCGAUCGAUAAACAGAAAGCUAAACUAAAGUGGGACCCACCCAAAAACGACGGAGGCAGUCCCAUUGAGGGAUACAUCGUUGAAAAACAAGUCGGCAACACGAAUAGAUGGCAACGCGUGAACAAAGUGCCUCUUAAAGACUGUGACGCUGAGAUUGAUGAUUUGGUUGAAGGCCAGGAGUACAAAUUCAGAGUCUGUGCCGUUACGGCAGCUGGAAAUGGAAAGCCGGCAACUACAGAUGAAGUGAUUGCAAAGGACCCAUUUGUGCGGCCUUCAAUCAAGUCGGACUUCCUGCGAGACCAGACAGUGAAGGUGGGCCAGACCCUGAAGUUCACUGUUCCCUUCAAUGCAGACCCCCCUCCCACAGUACAGUUCAAACUACCCGACGGCACUCUCCUCAAUGACAUGCCAGACUGCAGGGUUGAUGUGUCGAAUGGACAGGCAGUGCUGACUCUGCCCAACUGUCAGAGACCAUGGAGUGGACCAGUGGACAUAGUUGUCAAGAACGACUUCGGAGAGGACACUGCACAGUUUAACCUCAGUGUCGUCGGUCCCCCUAGCAAACCGGAGGAUCCGAUUGAGUUGGAGAAUAUCUCUAGCGAGAAGAUCAAGGUGCAGUGGAACCCCCCUAAGGACAACGGGGGAGCCCCACUGCUCAACUACAUUGUAGAGAAGAUGGACGAGGAGAGAGGCCAGUGGGUUCGAGUGGGAUCCACGAAUGAGUUCACUCUGGACUUCACUGUGCCCAAUCUGAACGAGAAGCAACUCUACAAGUUCCGAAUCAUGGCCGAGAAUAUACACGGACCCAGUCAGCCGGCAGAAUCCGCGAGCAUCGUGUGCAAGAACCCAUUCGAUCCUCCAAGCAAACCAGGCAAGCCGGAGCCUACAAACACUAGCAACUCAGCCAUCUGGCUCAAGUGGAAGGAGCCAGAAUCGGACGGUGGAUCACCUAUUAAGGGAUAUCUAGUUGAGAAGAAAGAAAAGGGAGACAGCAGAUGGACAAAGUGCAACAGGGAACUGGAACCAGACUGCACUAGCAAGGUGUCUGGCUUGACCCACAUGACAGUGUAUGAGUUCCGAGUGUUUGCAGUGAAUGCAGCUGGCAACAGUGAACCCAGUUCUAGCAGCAACCCCAUCACCGCCAGAGAAGCUAUCCGUCCCGCAGAUGCAUGUGAUGACUUGCGAGUGGACAAAGUGACCAACAACUCGGCCACUCUCUCCUGGCAGCCGCCCAUCAACACUGGCAACUGUCCCAUCCUCAAGUACAUCAUUGAGAAGAAAGGCAAAGGCGACAAAGCAUUCAAGCCUUGCAAAGAGACAGACGUGCCUACAGGCACUGUUGAUGACCUUGAGAUGGACGAUGAAGUGGAAUUCAGAGUCAUUCCUGUGAAUGAGGCCGGAAAAGGUCUGCCCAGCCAGCCCCUCAAGGUCAAGAUCAGGGAGCCAGAAGCCCCACCCAAGAUAUCUUUCCCCGCGCUUGGCAUGAAAGACCAGAAACUCCAGGCAGGCCAAAUCCUCAAACUAUACGUUGAAUUCACCGGCUGCCCCGAGCCCACUCCCGUGUGGUUCUGCAAUGGAACAGAGGUCAAGCCCAGUGAUCGGGUCAAUUUAGAGGUCAAAGAUGGAGUGGCCACUCUGCUGGUGCCAUCUGUGAGUAAGGAAGAGAGGGGCAAAUGGCAAGUGCAGUUGAGAAAUGAAGGAGGCACGGCUGAAGCCAAGUGUAACGUACAAGUCUUGGACACACCUGGGCCGCCUGGUCCUAUCGAGUACCCAGAAUAUAGCAACGAAAAGAUAGCCCUCAAAUGGACUGCCCCUGUUGACGAUGGUGGAUCAGUCAUCACCAACUACGUAGUCGCCAAACGAGAGGUAGGCAAGGGAACCUGGAGCAAUGUUACGUCAUCCAUUUCCAGGACCAACUACACCGUCCAGGGUCUGAUGGAAAAGGCGACGUAUGAGUUCAAAGUAUGUGCCGAGAAUAUAUACGGAACCGGAGAUCCCUCUUUUGGAGAUCCAAUCAUGGCCAAGAAUCCUUUCGACCCCCCGGAUGCUCCGAGGUCAUGCAGGGUCAAAGAGGUUACGCGAAGCGGGGUUAAGUUGGAGUGGGAAAAACCGACCCGAGACGGAGGCAGACCGAUUAAGGGUUACAUAAUCGAAAAAAGGAAUGUUAUGGAAAACUCAUGGCAUAAAGUCAACCGAGUUCCAAUUCCCGAGACAACAGCAUUCGUAGAUGAUGUUAUUGAAGACGAAGUGUACGAGUUCCGAGUGAUGGCUCUGAACGAGGCAGGGUUGAGUAAGCCAAGUGACUGUACGAGCCCUGCAGUCAAAAUUGAGGAUCCACCAAUGAUUCCUAACCCGGAAAAAGACGGACUUCAAGACGUCACAGUCCGAGCUGGAAACUCUUUCCGACUCACCCUUAGAUACAAGGCCCACCCAGUGCCAAACAUCCAGUGGAUGGCCAACAGCAGGGAGAUCCUCCCCUCCGCCGACAACUUCAAAGUGGAGAAGAGUUCCAGAGAUACGGCUCUGAUUUGUCUCAAAGCCACCAGACAGGACCUGGGAGUGUACAUUGUGAAUUUGAGCAAUAUCGCCGGAUCCACUGAGUCUUCGUGCCGAGUCACUGUACUGGACGUACCUGGGGCUCCUAUACCCCCGGUUGUCGUCAAGGAAGUUGCAAGACACUCAGUCACUCUUCAAUACUACCCUCCAGAAGAUGACGGUGGAAGCCCAGUAACUGGUUACGUCAUCGAGAAACGCGAAGACAAAAGCAACAUCUGGACACUUGCCGCGAACUCACCGGAUCUCACUUGCGAAAUUAGUGGACUCCUUGAAGGUGUUCCUUACAGAUUCAGAGUCGCUGCUGAGAACAAACAAGGCACUGGUUUGUUUACUGAGUACGGAGUUCCAGUCAUCCCAAAGAGUCCCUACAACGUUCCCGACGCUCCAUCGACACCGAGGGUCCUCAUGACAACACCCGCUAGUGUUUCCAUUGCUUGGGAUCCUCCUAAUGAUGACGGUGGUUCCCCCAUUACAGGGUACAUAGUUGAAAUUAGAGACAAUAUUUCUGGAAGGUGGAGAGCGUUGAACACGCAGCCAAUUGAUGCGAAGAAAUACACGGCUACAAAAUUGGUCGAAAAUUCAGAAGUAGAGUUCAGAGUCGCAGCUGUGAAUGAAGUGGGUCAGAGUAAAUUCAGCAAGCCAUCACCAAUGGCAGUUGUCCGAGAUCCCAUCGACGCCCCCUCGAAGCCAGGCAAACCAGAACCUGAGAAGAUCACCGACGACUCAGUCACUCUCACAUGGGCAGCCCCCACGCAGACCGGAGGUAGUCCAGUGUCCGGCUACCAGGUGCAGAUGAAGAAGAAGGGCAGUCCCAACUGGGAAGACUGUAUAUACUCUCCCACUAACAGAGUGCAUAUUAAGGGACUGGAAAAGGAUGAUGAGAUUGAGUUCCGAGUGGUGGCGGAGAAUGUGGCGGGACAGAGCGCUCCGAGUGCCUCUUCGGGAUUGCUCAAGAUCAGAGAGCCACCAAGUGCGCCUGAGAUUGAUAUGAACGCCUGGCCGAAAGAAAUCACGGUAGUCGCUGGUCGGCCAUUCGAGAUCAAAGCAAAUGUCACCGGAAACCCGACUCCAGAGUUCACCUGGUACGACCAGAAAGGACUGAGAGUCAUCCAAGAUGACCGAAUGAGACUGGACAAACUACCAACAGCCGUCAAUCUUAGAUGUGUCGAGUCUAAGAGGGUCGAUGCUGGAAGAUUCACUUUGAAGUUGACCAAUGAGAACGGAUCUACGGAGGCGGUGUGCACUGUAAACGUUCUAGACCGCCCAGGAGCUCCUGGAGAACCCUUGGAUGUUAGAGACAUCACCAAAACUUCCUGCUGUCUUUCUUGGGAGAAACCACGUGACUUAGGAGGAGUUGAGCCUGAAGAUAUCCUUUACGCAGUGGAGAAAUGCGAGGUAAAACGAGGUAAUUGGAUGCCUGUUGCCUCUAACUUGAAAGGAACUGAACUUGACGUGAGCAAACUAGUCGAAGGAUGCAACUACAAGUUCCGAGUUACAGCCGAGAACAAGUAUGGAGUCUCUGAUCCUCUGGAAUCUCGAGUCGUGACACCGAGUGCUCAGUUUGGAGUCCCAGACGCUCCUGGAAAAAUCGAGGCAAUCGAUGCUGGUUUUGAUUUUAUCGAGAUUGGCUGGGAAAAACCGGUGAGAGACGGUGGAAGCAAGAUCCAGGGAUAUGUUGUGGAACAAAAAGAGGUUCCAGCUGGUAAAUGGCUUAAACUGACCAUUGGUCAACUGGCGCACGAGAGACGAUACAAGAGUAAAAAAGUAGAGGCGAGGAAGAAUUACUUGUUCAGAAUCAGGGCUGUGAAUGAGGCGGGAGAGGGAGAUACUAAUGUUUCCGACAAACCCAUCACCGCCAAGCCUCUCAAAGCGGCGCCCUCUUACGAAAUUGAUCCAAAAGCCAAAAAUAUUGUCGUCAAAGCUGGACAUUCCUUCCGAAUCCCAGUUUUCAUUGACGGCUCUCCUCAACCAGAGGUCAAAUGGUCACACAACGGAGAAGAAAUUAUAGCCGAUCUGAACACAAAGUUUGAAAACUCCGAAUAUACGACAGCUAUGAGUGUAAGCAGUGCCACUAGAGAUAUGUGCGGAGAUUACAAAAUCAAAUUAGAAAACGAAUACGGUCAAUGUGAGGCUGAUGCAAAGGUGACGGUUUUGGACGUUCCAAGGAUGCCAGAGGGCCCGAUAACGUUCGACAGCAUCACCAAGGAUGGUCUAAAGAUGUACUGGAAAGCUCCUUUAGAUGAUGGUGGAAGCGAAAUUAUUGGAUACACGGUCGAUAAGUGCCGUCAUCGUCAGCAGACCUGGAAACCAGUGACUGCUAGUGCCAAACAUCCACAACACGAAGUUCAGUAUUUGAAAGAGGGUGUGCAGUACAACUUCAGAGUAUGCGCUUUGAAUCUUUACGGAUCCAGUGAACCUUUGAUGUCUGACCGUCCAGUUUUGAUCAGAGACCAGUUCGAUCCUCCGAUGGCUCCUCGAGGAAUCUCUGCCGAGUCCUUUGAUCUUGGAUGUAUUGACGUCACCUGGAAAGCUCCCGAGUCCGACGGUGGAAGUCCUAUCACCGGUUAUGUCGUCGAAAAGAAAGAACGAGGCUCCGCCAAAUGGACCAGGUGCAACAGACAUCCACUUAAAGACUUCAAGUACGAAUUGAUUGACUUGAUUCCAGAGAAUUUGUAUCAAGUAAGAGUUCUGGCCAUCAACGCAGCAGGUGAAAGUGAACCUUGCACUUUAGAGAAAGCUUUGACUGCGCAACCUGCGCUAGGAACCGUCAAGGCUCCUAAGAAUGUGGCCGUGAAUGAAGUGACUGAUAGUUCAGUGUCGCUGACUUGGGAUAGACCAUUGACCAGUGAGAGGAUGAAGGUUAUUGGAUACAUGAUUGAGAAAAAACCAAAAGAUUCGAAAGAGUGGACUCCUGUGACCAAGAUGCCCCGAUCACCUGGGCCUAGUCGCAGACCUAGCACAGCGGUUACUCCCCUGACCCCAGACAGCUUCAGACCCAACUUCGGAUCCUCCUCCAAUCUGCUUGGAUCAGGCCUCAAUCUAGCACCUCAGAAGAAUAUGAUAACUGGAACCCGAGCCACUUUGGAUGACCUCGAAGUGGACGAAGAGAUUGAGUUCAGAGUAGCUGCAGUUGUGGAGUCAAUGGGAGUGGGAGAGUUCAGCGCGCCAACUCCCCCCACCAGAGUGAGGUAUCCUCCUUGCAUGCCAUACAUACUGAGCUACAGCAAGAAGACCAUCACUGUGAAGGCGGGAGAGGAACUUCAGAUCCCGGUGUCUUUCAGAGCCAGUCCAACUCCUACUGUAUCAUGGACUAACAAAGGCAAACCAGUGAAAGAGAGCUCUAAUGUGGAGAUAGAGGGCACACACAAUCUGGCUAUGCUGACCGUAAAGAAAGCGACCAGGGCAGAUGCAGGACUCUACAAUCUCACCCUCACUAAUGACAACGGAGUUACUGAUGUCCAGAUCAUUACCAAUGUACUUGACGUUCCCGGGGCACCCGAGGAACCUUUGGUCUACAAGUCUAUCAGUACUAGUGAAAUCACUUUGGGUUGGGAAGAACCUCUGGACUAUGGUGGAUACUCCGAUAUCUCAUAUGUCGUGGAGCGCAAACAGACCCGAGGUAACGAAGACUGGACCGAACUGGCUAGUGCCAGCUACAAACGAACCUACAAAUCAAUGCGACUCACGGAAAACAAAGAGUACCAAUUCAGAAUCUGGGCUGAAAACGACUGUGGACGCUCCAAGGAACCCCUUGUCGGCAAACCAGUGGUCGCUAAGAACCAGUUUACUGUUCCAGGACAACCUACAAACUUAUGUCCUGACGAUAUAACCAAAAACUCAAUAUCUCUUGUCUGGAACGCCCCAAGAUCCGACGGUGGGCGACCAAUUACCAGCUAUGUUGUUGAGAAACAAGGUCACGAUAGUACAAGAUGGUCUAAGUGUUCUAGAUCAAACAUUCUUGCUACUAAGUGCGUCAUCGAUAAUUUAAUGGAAGGCGAAUCGUAUAAGUUCCGAGUUUACGCUGUCAACGACGCAGGACCGGGUGAACCUUGUCAGGCACCCAAAGCGUAUCGCAUUAAGCCAAUGCGAGCUAAGCCGACUAUCGAUUUGAGCGGAAAGUUGAACCAAGUGCACGUCAAAGUAGGGGAGAGGAUCUACGUUAAUCUACUUUAUGAAGCUUCGCCUUUACCAACAGUCGAUUGGAAGAAGAACGGAGAACUGGUUGAAAAGAGUUCUCGAGUUGAUAUUCUCGAAGAAGAAUACAGAACGCGUCUUGCAAUUGAAGAUGCAGCUCGGUCUGACUCUGGUCUUUACGAAGUGCUUUUGGCUAAUGAGUUCGGUCAAGAAACUUAUCGGGCAAAUGUGGUAGUUAUGGACACACCGUCUCAGCCUCGAGGACCUUUAGAAGUUUCUGAGAUCACCAACGAAUCUGUUGUUCUGAACUGGAAAGUUCCAGAGGAUAAUGGUGGAAGUGAAAUUACAAGUUAUAUAAUAGAGAGGCAAGAUUUGGACAAGCGAAUGUGGGCCAAAGCUGGAACCGUGGUCAAUAAGACUACGUUCCAGGCGAAUAAAUUGAUUGAUAAUCACCGAUAUAUGUUCAGAGUGUUCGCUGAAAAUGCCUGUGGACUCAGCAAACCUCUUGAAGGAGAACCGGUUGAAGCUAAGAAUCCUUAUGACGCUCCUGGAUCGCCUCAUAACCUCUCCAUCUAUGACAUGACUCCAUCGAGCUUGAACUUGAAAUGGGAAAAGCCGCGAAGUGAUGGAGGAAACAAGAUCAACGGGUACAUUGUGGAAUACAGAGAAGUCAACUCUGCUCGCUGGAUCAGAGCAUGCAGAGCUCUCAUUGGCGACACUCAGUUCACAGUUAAUGAUUUGCUUGAGGGCGAGUCCUAUGAGUUCAGAGUGUCGGCGGAGAACUUUGCGGGCGCCGGAACUCCCUGCGAGGCCACAGAACCGGUAUUGAUGCGAUCUCCAUACGAUCUACCUGGUGCCCCUGGAGCUGUGCGUUUGGUGGAUGUCAGUCCAGUUAGUGUCAGUCUAGCAUGGAGUGAGCCUAUGUUCGACGGUGGAACCCCCGUCCUCGGAUACCACGUGGAGUGCAAACAAGCAGGCACAUCAAAAUGGACCCGAUUGACCUCUUCUAGCAUGACAACCGUCAACUCCUUGAACACCUCCAACAUAAUCGGAGGCCACGAGUUUGUGUUCCGAGCAUAUGCUACCAACAGGGCAGGCAGUGGACCCUACAGUGAACUCACAGACCCCAUCAUGAUCAAAGAGCAGAGUGUGCAGAAAGCACCUGUGGUGACGUCAUUCUUGGGAGAUAUGACUGGAAAACUGGGUGACCAGAUGUCAAUUGUCGUGGAGUACUCGUCAGCUACGAAGGCUGACGUUAAAUGGAUCAAGGAUGGAAAACAGAUCUACUCCGGCCGCAGAGCCGAGAUCAGAGAAGACGUCGGCAAAACCAGUCUCGAGUUCCUCUCUCUCGCCGAGAUCGACGAAGCUACCUACACUUGUGAAAUUUCGAAUGCAGCCGGUCGUGCCAAAACCGAAGGGACUGUUCACGUGUUGGUUGAGCCGACAGUCGAGGUGGACGCCAGGAAGUCGAAGAUGGUGGUUCGAGAGGGAGACAGCUUCAAGAUCAGAAUGAGCUUCAGUGGAUUACCGAAGCCGAAGUUGACUUGGUUGUUGAACAACCAGCCAUGCGUGGAUGAAGAAAUGUUCUUCGACUCUGUGCAAGAGGGUCUAGCUAUUCUUUUUGUCAAGAACAUUAACAAGAGGGCAGAAGGAACGUACCAAUUGAGGGCCAAAAAUGAAGCUGGAACUUCAUCCGCACAAGUACAGGUCACUGUACACUCAAAACCUCCAGCGCCGACUGGACCUGUCAUGAUAUCCGACAUCGAAGCCACUUCCUGCCGAAUGUCUUGGAAGGCCAGCAAGAAUAACUCGGGCGUUCCUCUGAUUGGAUACACAAUCGAGAAACGAGAAUUGGGUCUGUCCAAAAUGUGGAGCCGAGUUUGCAGUCAGGUAUCCGAGACUGCAUUUUUGAUUGAGAAUCUACGAACUGGCGUCGAAUACGAGUUCAGAAUCUUUGCUGAGAACGAAAUCGGACUUGGCGAUCCUUUGAUUGUCAGCGAGACUGUUGUCGCCAAACCGCCGUUUGACCCGCCGAGUGCUCCUAUGAUGCCUGAGAUUAGCAACAUUACCCCGUCUAGCGUCGAUGUAACCUGGAAAGCGCCUUCGAGCGAUGGAGGAAGCCAAAUCACUGGCUAUGUCGUGGAGAAACGAGAAGGUCCUUUUGCGAGGUGGACGGUCGCUAAACAGGCGAACCAUAUGGAAAAUUGGUGUGUGAUCAGUAACUUGGUCGAGAACCAAGAGUAUGAGUUCCGAGUGAUUGCCGAGAACAAAUCGGGUCUGGGGAAGCCGAGUCCCCCAGUUGAGGGUGUGAUCCCGAGAGAUACGGAAGUGUGGGAGAUACCUGUGGUUGAGGAUACUAUUCGACCUGUGAGUGCUCAGGAGAAUCACAAUGCUACUUUCACUUGCAAUAUUGCAAACUGCGCAGAAGUGAAAUGGUUUAAGGGCAACCGACCUCUUACUUCCAGUGAGAAAUACAGGAUGAGCAGUGAUGGAUCCAGACACACCCUGGUCAUCAAGAGUGUCUUCGGGGAGGAUGAAGACGACUACUCGUGUCAAGGGAAGAACAAGAGUGGUUCAGUUUCAUCCACAGCCAGGCUUGUCAUCAACUUGGCGCCCAAGAUUAAACUGCCCAACCGACUUCUGACCGCCAAUGUCUUCACAAGGAACGACAGACUUAACCUCAAGAUCCCCAUCGUCGGCAACCCCAGACCUACACUGUCCGUCAUCCGAAAUGACGUCACCCUAUCCUCCAGUGGCAAUGUGUACUUUGACGUGGACAGCAGGUGUGCCCUGUUGGAGAUCAAUCACUUGACAAAGAAGGAUGCGGGAGUUUAUCUUCUUAAGGCGGAGAAUAAUUUGGGAUCAGAUAGUGCGCAGUUCACUAUUGAAGUCAGUGAUCGACCCGAACCAGUGACGGACCUUAAAGUAGCCAACAUAGCUGCCCAGUCUGUGGACCUCACUUGGACUAUGCCUCGAGACGACGGAGGCAGUCCCAUCUCCUCUUACAUUGUCGAGAAGCGAGAGGAGAGCAUGUCCAACUGGAUCCGAGUGGCCAACUCGCAUGUGUGUGCGGCUUCUAUCGGCUAUCUCAGUCCCAAUAUGCAAUACAGGUUCCGAGUGUCGGCUGAGAAUGUGUUUGGAGCGAGUGACCCCUGCGAACUGUCCCACUCUGUCACUACUCACAAAGAGGUAGACAGAGACAGAGAGCUGGAGAUGACGGAGGCUAAAAAGAGGAGGCAGAAACUGCUCGAUGACUCUCUCAACCGAAAAUACAUCCCGAAGAGCAGCCUCAUGUUGAAACAGCGUCGCUUCGGAGACCUCUACGAACUGAAGGAGGAAAUUGGGCGAGGUGCUUUCGGUGUCGUGCACAGGUGUGUGGAGAAGUCUUCAAGACGCCACUUUGCAGCUAAGUUUGUGGAAGUUGGCAACAGCGAGGAAGAGAUGAGUGUGAUGAAGGAGAUUGAGAUCAUGAAGGAGUGCACACAUGCGAAGUUGCUGCAGUUGCAGGACGCAUUCCAGACAGAUACUGAGAUCAUCAUGGUCAUGGAGUUUUUGUCUGGCGGUGAGGUGUUUGAGAAGAUCAUAGACGACAGCUACGAGUUGACAGAGAAAGAGGUGAUCGGAUACAUCCAGCAGGUCUGUCAGGGACUCAAGUUCAUGCACAACAAGUCCAUCAUUCAUCUUGACAUCAAGCCCGAGAACAUGAUGUUCGUGAUUCCGGAGGCCACUGACGUCAAGUUGAUUGACUUCGGCCUCGCCACUCGGCUGGACCCGAAUGACAAGGUCAAAGUCAUGUUCGGGACCCCUGAGUUCGUGAGUCCGGAGGUGGUGUUGGGUGAACCUGUUGGCUUCCACUCGGACAUGUGGUCUGUGGGAGUGCUCACUUACACACUCUUGACUGGUCUGUCUCCUUUCAUGGGCAACAACGACAAAGAGACUCUUCACAACAUUGCCAAGUGCAACUGGGACUUCAAUGACCCCUCUUUCGACCACAUCAGUCAAGACGCUAAGAACUUCAUCACUCUCCUCCUGAAGAAAGACGUGUCUCAGAGACUCACAGUGGACGAAGCACUGGACCACCCCUGGCUGAACCAGAGCACGAUCCGGAUGCCACAAGACUACAGACUGGCUACUAAUAAACAUAGAAUAUUCUGGAACAACAGACCUCUCAGGGAGAUCCGAGAUAUUCUGGUGGCUAUGGGCAAACUGUCGUGGUAUGGGUCUCUUAGGAAGGUGAGAGGAUACGCUGGGUAUUCCUUCCAGGAGAACGAACGAGUGUGCGCCAUGGACUUCCGAGAUGCUGCUCCUCGUUUCGUGAGGAAGCCUAAGCAGCAGGAUGUGGUCACUGACCAGGCGGCCAGAUUCGAGUGCAAGAUUGUGGGACUGUCUGUGCCUCUAGUUACAUGGCACCACAGACAUCAGGAGUUGCGCCAGGGACUGAAACACAGGAUCAUCUACAAUGGGAAUUAUUAUGGCCUGGUCAUCACCCACUGUGGCAUGCAGGAUGAGGGAGAGUACAUCUGCCAUGCACAGAACAGCUACGGCGAGAGGAUGGCAGUCGCCACGGUCAAGGUCACACUCGCAAGUACAGAUGGAACUUCAGGAUCAAAAGACAGAGGUGGUAGAAUAGGCGACUUCCAAAAGCCGUCGUUCUUAAACCAGAUCAAGGACAAAGACGUGGUGGCCGGUUCGACUGCUCUGUUCGAACUGAAGAUCCAGGGCAAUCCGUUCCCGGAGGUGUGCUGGAUGCACAACAACGUGCAACUGUCUCAAGGGGGGAGAGUGCAAAUGAGUUCUACUGAGGCGUCCGCGUCUUCCCUUCAGGAGGGGGGCGGGGGCGAAGUGUUGCUGAGGAUAAGUCCCGUGCUGGACACCGAUGCGGGAAGCUAUGCAUGCAUUUUAAAUAGCCCCGCCGGUCAAUCUAGAAGUACAGCCUGCCAGUUGAGGGUUCAACCCAGGGAUUGUCCAGACUUAAACGGGUUCUUGAUGACGCGCUCUCCACCUGAGGUAGUUGUUGCUUGUUCCGACCUGGAGCUAACAGAAGGAGCUCCCGCCUUGUUCACGGCCGUGUUCGAGGGCAACCCAGGAGUGACAGUGCACUGGGAGUUCAACGGACUCCUGAUCAAGGAGGACUCCGAGGGACUGCACAUGACCUUCGAUGGCAGACAGGCCCAGCUGAGUAUCCCGGACACUAUGGUGGAGGACGAGGGAACCUACAGCUGUUAUGCCACCAACGCACUCGGCCAAGUGGUCACAUCUGCUAGACUCUUCAUAAAUGAGAUAUCACAGGAGUGAAGAUAUGGCGCCAUUAGACAAUCGACUCAUGGAGUGAUUUGUGCUUUUUAGCUUUGAUAAUAAUAAGAUAAUCAAUCAACUACAAUUUUAGCAAUACUCUCAGUUGUGUAAAUAGCUUACUGAGAGGAAAGAAAUGUUUUCUCUUACUCAAACCAACCUUACAGCUUACCAUAUUAUGCUUUGCUUUCUCAUUAAGUUUGGACUUUGAUUAUUAAUGAUUUAUUAAUCCGAAUAGAACCUACAUGCUUUUAUUGGGAGAAAACUGAAAAUGCAUAGCACUUGCUCCUCUACAAAAGGGAGUCAGCCCAAAAAGAACUGAAUUGAAUCUACAUUCAGCAAAACAACUGUAAAUAAUUCAAAAAGUA
Symsagittifera roscoffensis is the source of this 30823-nucleotide messenger RNA. Its product is annotated as twitchin-like. Gene Ontology annotation, biological process: protein phosphorylation. The record is from RefSeq and is a predicted model, not a curated record. NCBI's taxonomy places the organism in Eukaryota, Metazoa, Xenacoelomorpha, Acoela, Convolutidae. The coding region runs from base 348 to 30458 and encodes 10036 amino acids. The transcript is spliced from 90 exons. Gene Ontology annotation, molecular function: protein kinase activity; ATP binding; protein binding.